AACAUUGUAGAAAAGCCAUCAUGCCAAGGAUAUACAGCAGGAAGACAACCUGGGGCAAAACAUCCCUUGAGGAGAUGGAAAGUGCAGCCGCUGAGGUCAAGGAAGGGAAGAUGUCUUUAAGAGCAGCUGCAAGGGACAGACAUAUUGACAAGUCAAGCCUCCUAAGGUUCAUGAAGAAAAAAGAGAAAGGGGAAGUAAAAUCAGUAGCCUGGGGUGCAGUAGCUGAGGCAAAGAGAAUAUUCACAGAUGAGAUGGAGGAGGAGCUUGCCCAACACUUGAAACAACGAGCUGACCAGUUCCAUGGCCUUCCUCCAGUUAAGUGCCGUCAACUGGCAUUUGAAUAUGCAGAGAAAAACUAUAUCCCUGUCCCUGCCAAUUGGACAAAGACACAAUGUGCAGGUGCAGAUUGGUUUGGCAGCUUCCUAGCACGUCGCCAUCUCUCUGUCCGAACUCCAGAGGCAACAUCAAUGGGAAGGGCUACAGCCUUCAAUAAAACUACAGUCGGGGAGUUCUUUGACAAUCUGGCUGUAGUGAUGGACAGGCAUAAAUUCCCUCCACACAUGAUUUACAAUGUGGAUGAAACAGGCGUAUUUACAGUACAAAAGCCACGGCAGGUUGUGACAGAGAAAGGAAAAAAGCAAGUUGGUUCUGUCACAUCGGCUGAGAGAGGAGAAUUGGUGACUGUGGUGUGUGCAGUGAAUGCUGCUGGGAAUGCCACAUCUCCCAUGUUUGUCUUCCCCAGAGUUAAGUUUAAGGACUGCUUCAUGAUAGGAGCACCUCCAGGAGCCAAAGGUACCUCCACCAGAACGGGAUGGAUGAAUGAAGACACCUGGCCCAAGUUCCUUGAUCACCUGAUACAGCACACUAACUGCACCCCUGACCGUCCCAUGCUGCUUAUCCUGGAUAACCUGAAGGCUCACAUCUCACUCAAAGCAGUAGAAGUAGCCAAGAGCAACGGUAUUGUUCUGCUCACCAUCCCUCCCCACACAUCCCAUCGAUUGCAGCCUCUCGACGUGACCGUGUAUGGCCCGUUCAAGACCCAAUACAGCCGAGCUCUUGAUGGGUGGAUGAGAUCUAACCCUGGCAAAACAGUCUCCAUCUACCAGAUUGCUGGACUUGUGAAUGAGGCCUUCAUGUCAGCAGUGACACCACGCAACAUCACUUCUGGAUUUAGGUCCACUGGGAUUUUCCCAUAUAACCGAGAAAUUUUCCCUGAUGGAGCGUUUGCACCAUCCAUGGUGUCCGACCGGCCAAACCCUGAGCUGCAGCCUGCCACUGCAGAUGAUCCGGAUGGUCCACCCACUUCAGAUGGUCCACCCGCUGCAGAUGGUCCACCCGCUGCAGAUGGUCCACCCGCUGAUGGUCCAGAUGGUCCACCCGCUGCAGAUAAAUUACUCGAUGAUGCUAAUUCAUCCACUGCGCAUGGUCCACAUGGAUGUGCCCCGCCAGCUGACUCAGAUGUGCCACGUGUUCCCAGCCGACCUGGAUAUGUGUCCCCUCGUGAAAUCGUGCCACUUCCCAAAUGUUCCCCCAGAACACAAACCAAACGAAAGCGUGUGAAGACAGCCAUCAUAACUGAUACUCCUGAGAAGCAGGCAAUUGAAAAGGCUUAUAAAGAAAGUCAAAAGAAACUGGCAGGGAAAAAGCAGAAUAGCAAAGAAAAGGGAAAACCGAAAAAGAAAGCAACCAAAAAGAAAAUCGUAGUUAGCAGCUCUGAGGAGAGUGAUGUCCCUGUCCCACUUGAUGAUGUGUCUGACGAAGAGAGCUCUGAGGAUGAGAGAAGUGAUCCAGGAAACACAGAUCUGUCCGUGGGUGACUUUGUCAUAGUAAACUUUGCAACCAAACACAGGAGCGUCCGUUACAUUGGCAUGGUUGAGAAAGUUGAGGAUGACGAAAUACUUGCACAAUUUCUCAGAAGAAUCAAGGGAAACACGAAAGAGUGGGAGAGACCCAUGUUUGCUAUAAAGGAAAAUGAUGUGGCACAUGUUCAUAAAAGUGACGUGGUGAAGAAGCUGCCUCAACCUAAAAGGCCUGGAGGAACCACACGGAGAGAGCAGCUCUUCAUCUUUCCCUGUAACCUUCAGGGCUGGAAUGUAGAGUAG
Molecule: messenger RNA, 2102 nt
Organism: Anoplopoma fimbria (sablefish)
Lineage: Eukaryota; Metazoa; Chordata; Actinopteri; Perciformes; Anoplopomatidae
Exons: 4
Coding region: 21-2102 (693 amino acids)
Cellular component (GO): nucleus
Molecular function (GO): DNA binding
Source: RefSeq, a predicted model, not a curated record